AUGUCGAAUGUCUCACAAACAGCCCGUCGGCUUCUCCGAUCUCGAAACGCUUUGGCAUUGAAGUCAUACUCGCCGACGGGAUCCAUUGCACGCCUUCACCAACAGGGCCCGUCGCGCUCUGCUGUUGUCCACGACCAAGCAAUCCCCCAGGAUCAAAGACAUGUACCAACACCCGAGGGUUCACGAUUCCUUUCUCAUGCACAACAACAAAAGGCACCUACAUCGCAACGGCCCCAGCAUGAAUCUACAGAACUCGAUACCCUCGUUUCCCAAAUCCCCAUCGUCCAAACUCUCCGCGACUCCCACAAGGCCUACAAAGAAACCCGCCCUCAUCUCACAAUCCCACCCGCAAUUAGACAACACCACUUCGUAGGUGGAAGUCUAGCGGGCCCAGGCAAGCUCGCAUUCCAGCCCUACAUGUGGACGGCUACAGGCAAGACCGGCGCACAGGCAAAAGAGAGAAAAAGAGCCAGCAGUGUAGUAUCAGUAUUCCACAUCGGCCAAGACGUAUGUGGCCACCCGGGUUUCGUGCACGGCGGUCUCCUCUCCGUCCUCUUCGAUGAGGUCUUUGCUCGCUGUGUAUCCGCUGCUUUCCCCAGUGGACUUGGCAUGACAGCGAAUUUGAAUGUGGAUUUUCGAAAGCCUGCGCUCCCAGACCGAAUGUAUGUUCUGCGCACUGAGACUGUUAAGGUUGAGGGGAGGAAGGCGUGGGUUGAGGGGCGGAUGACUUAUCUGCCUCUUUCUUUGCCGCUUUGUUCGAUGGAGUCGGGGGCUAUUGUUCCUGAUGCUAGUCUUUUGCGGGAGGAUAGUGAGGGCACUGUUAUGGUUGCUGAGGCUAAGGCUUUGUUUAUUGAGCCUAAGUUUGCUGAUUCCAUGGUGUCUAUUUACAAGAACUAG
Penicillium canescens is the source of this 897-nucleotide messenger RNA. RefSeq names its product PaaI family thioesterase. The record is from RefSeq and is a predicted model, not a curated record. Bases 1 to 897 code for a protein of 298 amino acids. NCBI's taxonomy places the organism in Eukaryota, Fungi, Ascomycota, Eurotiomycetes, Eurotiales, Aspergillaceae. The transcript is spliced from 2 exons.